GGGAGACGAGAGUACAACACACAAAGCCAAACCGAAUCGCGCGUACGUCAGCGGAAAUAGUUUAUAUGCAAACGACAAACAAACAACAAGCGGCAAACGGAUUUGGGAAGCGUAACUGCGUCUUGGCCGAAGCUCGCGCUCGAACAAUGGUUGUUGCUGUUGCUGCCGUCGACGUCUUUGAAAAGAGCAGCAGCGGCAGCAGCGUUGAAUCUGCGGAAUUAACGGCACGCAGCUCUAGCUGUACACAAGCAUCGGCCUCCAAUAACAAUAGUACUGAUAAGAGCGCCCCAACGACUCCCCAGGAGGCAGAGGCCAACAACAACACACCUGUCACCUCUAAAACGAGCGACAAUAUGACCGAUGCUGGCAAGGGGAAUAGCAGCAAUUCUAUCGGCGAUUCUAGCAAAGCGGUAGUGCCGGCCGCUCCCGAAUUGCAGACAGCUCCCACAAAAAGCGCCGUUAGCCAGCGCAAUGUGGACAUCAAGAUCGAGAAGACAGCUAACAUGGAGCCCGCCGCCCAGCAGCUGACCAAGAAGGUGUUACAGUUAGAUCUGGGUGGCAAGAGCCUGGACGAGUACUCACUUAAGUCGCCCAAGUCGCCCAUAGCUGCACGCGUUCAACAUCAAACAUCAUUGACGUCAUCGGUGGACGUGGAGGAUCGGAAAACGCUACGAGACGCUUUAUAUCAGGGUAUUUUCCACCGACAUCGCCGCACCAUCUUCGCCGUGGGAAGCUUCCUGCGCAUGUUGCGCAGCCGCAACUCCCAGUACAAUACGAUUCGCAGCUCUUCAGAGGGCGAGGACAUCGACGAGUUUCUCAAGAGGCGCAGCUCGAAGUUGCUCAGGCUUCCGCAUAUAUUCGAUCGAUGAGGGGCUUGCCUGCGUGUCGGAAAUACUAGGUAUACUUGGUAUAUACACAUGUACAUAUUAGAUAGACAUAAUCUUUUGAUAUUGUUAUUAUCACUCGAGUAAUAAAUUCGAGUUCCGACUCUGUCAAAGAGGCUUAGCCCAUUUCGGGCCAAAGGUUGAAUGCGCCCAAAUUUGGCAGCGUUAGAUUCCAUGGUUGGAAGAAUGGUGUUGGUGAAAACGACACUGGCAUUGGCCAGAUGCUGCCGCUGCCAAGUGACGUCCGAAGCUCCUGGUGAGGGAAGAGAGAUUGUUAAUGCU
This is a messenger RNA of Drosophila obscura, 1166 nucleotides long. RefSeq lists its product as uncharacterized. Bases 66 to 869 code for a protein of 267 amino acids. The transcript is spliced from 3 exons. Lineage: Eukaryota; Metazoa; Arthropoda; Insecta; Diptera; Drosophilidae. The record is from RefSeq and is a predicted model, not a curated record.